Messenger RNA from Anoplopoma fimbria (sablefish), 3127 nucleotides. RefSeq names its product low density lipoprotein receptor-related protein 12 (gene lrp12). The record is from RefSeq and is a predicted model, not a curated record. Gene Ontology annotation, cellular component: plasma membrane. Lineage: Eukaryota; Metazoa; Chordata; Actinopteri; Perciformes; Anoplopomatidae. Bases 481 to 3120 code for a protein of 879 amino acids. The transcript is spliced from 11 exons. Gene Ontology annotation, molecular function: low-density lipoprotein particle receptor activity; protein binding.
GCAGCUAGCUCUCCACCGGGUUACUGUCCCGCGGCGUUGUGGAGGACAGCUUACUUAGCUCCGUUAGCAUUGUUAGCAUGCUCUAUAUAACCGAGCAGUGUUAUUGUCGUUAGCCUCGUUAGCAUUAGCGGCUAGCCUCGGAGCUAGCCUCAGAGCUAGCCUCAGACCUCGGUGAUGUGUCGGUGUGUUACUUUACAUCCGGGUUCCUCGUCAUGCGUCCCUCCACACAGCUCCUCUCUCUGAGCUAGCAGUAGCCACUGUUAGCUGUUAGCUGUUAGCCGGAGCUAACGGAAGGCUUUGUCUGGAGACGGCUGAUGAUGUGAGCAUCGUUAGCAUGGUUAGCAUGGUUAGCAUCGUUAGCAUGGUUAGCCGGUAGAUUAGAGUGGACACAGACGGAACAGCUAGCAGAUGCUAAGCUAGCAAAGGACUUCUGGACUGUUUCUGACAUUUGAGUCUGAAGUCAGUGACCUUCAUCCUCUGAUGAAGAUGAUGAUGAUGAUGAUGAAGGCCCAGAGACCAGACAGACCAGGCUGCAGGAACAGCCCAACACUGCUCCACCUGCUGCUGCUCACAGGAUGCAUUGCUGCAUCUCAGAGGAAUGACAACGUCUAUGUGUCAGGGAUUUCCAACGCCUGUGGUGACGUUGCUGAGCUCCUCCGUGGGUCCAGUGGUGUCAUCACUAGUCCCGGUUGGCCUUUUCAGUAUCCGGCCAGACUGAACUGCAGCUGGAACAUUAGAGCUCGACCUGGAGACACCAUCACUAUCAGCUUCCAGGACUUUGACCUCCAGGGUUCCCAUCGUUGCUCCUCAGACUGGAUGUCCAUCAGCAGCUACAGGAGCCUGGACGGGCUACGGGUUUGUGGGUCCUCCCUUCCUCCACCUUACAUCUCCUCCCAGGACCACGUGUGGAUCCACUUUCACUCAGAUGAUGGUCUGACGGGAAAAGGCUUCAGGCUGUCCUACAUCACUGGUAAACCAGAGGCCUCCAGCUGUGACGUGGACCAGUUCCACUGCUCUAAUGGGAAGUGUGUCCCAGACUGGUGGCGCUGUAACUCCAUGGACGAGUGUGGUGACAACUCAGACGAGGAUCUGUGUGUGGAGUCUCCGUUCUCCUUCCAGCCCUGCAGUCUUAACCAGUUCCCCUGUCUGUCCCGCUACACCCGAAUCUACACCUGUCUGCCCCACAGCAUGAGGUGUGACGGUAGCAUCGACUGCCAGGACCUCGGGGAUGAGAUCGACUGUGACGUUCCCACUUGUGGAGAAUGGUUGAGGAACUUCUACGGCUCCUUCAGCUCUCCAAACUACCCCGACUUUUACCCUCCAGGGAGUAACUGCACUUGGCUGAUCGACACCGGAGACCACAGGAAGGUCAUCCUGAGGUUUACUGACUUUAAACUCGAUGGGACGGGUUACGGCGACUAUGUGAAGGUCUACGACGGCUUAGAGGAGAACCCUCGCCGUCUACUCAGGGUGCUGACCGCCUUCGACUCCAGGGCACCCGUCGCAGUGGUUUCAUCGUCCGGUCAGCUCCGGAUUCACUUCUACGCCGACAAGAUCAACGCUGCCAGAGGGUUCAACGUGACCUACCAGGUGGAUGGGUUCUGCCUGCCCUGGGAGGUUCCCUGUGGGGGUAACUGGGGCUGUUACACUGAGCAGCAGCGCUGUGACGGGUACUGGCAUUGUCCCAACGGUCGUGAUGAGCUGAACUGUUCCUCGUGUCAGGACGACGAGUUCCCCUGUUCCAGAAACGGAGCCUGUUACCCACGAUCAGACCGCUGCAAUUAUCAGAACCGCUGCCCCAAUGGUUCUGAUGAGAAGAACUGCUUCUUCUGCCAACCCGGAAACUUCCACUGCAAGAAUAACCGCUGUGUGUUUGAGUCGUGGGUGUGCGACGCUCAGGACGACUGCGGCGACGGCAGCGAUGAGGAGAGCUGCCCCGUCAUCGUUCCCACCAGAGUCAUCACCGCCGCCGUCAUCGGCAGCCUCAUCUGUGGACUCCUGUUGGUCAUCGCCCUCGGCUGCACCUGCAAGCUCUACUCGCUGCGCAUGUUUGAACGCAGGUCAUUUGAGACGCAGCUGUCCAGAGUGGAAGCUGAGCUGCUUCGGAGGGAAGCCCCGCCCUCUUAUGGUCAGCUGAUCGCACAGGGACUCAUCCCACCUGUGGAGGAUUUCCCAGUGUGCUCUGGGAGCCAGGCGUCCGUCCUGGAAAACCUCCGUCUGGCUGUCCGCUCUCAGCUCGGCUUCACCUCCCUGAGGCUCCCUUCCUCUGGUCGCCAUAGCAACCUGUGGCGUCGUCUAUUCACCUUCUCACGGUCGCGGCGGUCCGGUUCUUUGGCUCUGGUCUCGGCUGACCUGGAGGACGCCGCCGGCACAGGGAGUUCAGGUUCUGACCUGCUGUCUCCGGACUCGGACGACACGGACACGGAGGGCGAGCGGGGGAGGGAGAGAGGCCUGGGCGCAGUGGGCGGGCCCGUCGCCCCCCUCCCCCAAAAGACCCCGCCCUCAACCGCUGUGGAGGCUGUGGUAUUCGUGACUACCUCCGUGACCCCGACGCCCACCUGUGGGCGCGGCCAUGAGAGGCUUAGAGAGGCCCCGCCCCCAUCCAGCCCCGUCACCGUGGUAACUCCUGGUCCAGAUCCUGAAUGUCACAGCGACGCCUCUGAGCUCGGGGCUCCGCCCACCUCUGCCCUGCAGCGACUGGCACAGAACUUGCACCGCCUCGCCAGAAACCUGACCAGAACCAGCCAGAACCGGCAGGACCAAACCUGGACCAAUCACAGUCCACUUCGCCAGCUGGAGACAGGAAGAAGUGAGGCCGAAGCCGCAGAGCAGCGAGGAAACGGAGAAGAAGAAGAAGACGUGGAGCUCCUGAUCCCCGUCUCCGACUCCGACUCCGCCUCUUCACUGAUCAGCGACAUCCGACAGCCGCUGCUGGAACCGUACCCCUCCUCUACCACAGGCCAUGCCCGCCGCCAUUACCGCGGAAACGGUUGUCGAGGAGGGCGGGACGGCCCCUGUGAACACUGUGGGAUGGUUCACACGGCUCAGAUCCCCGACGCAUGUCUGGAGGCCACGGGCAAGACGGAGAGCAGCGACGACGAGCUGCUGCUGCUCUGCUAACAAGCUA